AUGGAGGUCUGCAUGUUCUUCCUUUAUGCUAUGAUACUUCUCCCAGGUAUUGGUGCCAGUAUGUAUCAGGUGGAGUCAUUUCUCAAUCACACUGCAUAUCUAUCCUGCUCAUUUCCAAACUCUCAGAAAACUGACAUAAAGGAUCUAAGAGUUUUUUGGCAAAAAGGCAUUGAAGUGGUGCAUGAAGUCUAUUACGGCCAAGAAAAACAUGAUAACCUUAGUCCUAAAUAUAAAAAUCGCACCAAGAUGGAUAUGGACAAAUGGACCUUGCAAUUGUUAAAUGCAGAAAUUGUGGAUGAGGGACUGUAUAAAUGUAUUAUACAGCAUAGACAUAAAGGAUCACCAAAGGUCAUACACACAUCUGAGUGCUUCCUGCACAUAAUUGCCAACUAUAGUCAACCUGAGAUAACACAGCUGCACACUGGCGAACUAAAGCCCAAUGAACACUUGAAUCUUUCCUGUUCCUCCAGUGGAGGUUAUCCAGAGCCCAAGGAGAUGACGUGGCUAAUUUCACAUGAGAACACAACAGACAGGCUUACACGUCACAUGGAUGUCUUGCAGGAUGCUGUGACAAAGCUGUACAAUGUUACUAGCAAGCUGGAUAUCCCAGUUCGUAUGAACACUCUCACUAAUAUUAGCUGCUUGCUUCACCUUGGAGAUCAGCUGGGGAGCCUUGUCUCAGUGCCACUAGGCAUAGAGAUAAAGGUGAAAGAAAUGGAGCAAGUGAAGAUAAAUUUCUUUGGCCCACUUAUAGCUGUGAUUAUACUGAUCACAUUUAUUCCAGGUUUUGUGAUACUGAAGAAGAACAGAAAUAUCUCCUAUAAGGGUGUCAGUCUAGCAGUCUAGAAGCCAUCCAGCUUGAAACUGAGGCCAUCAGCCAGACCACUGACUGGGAACCAUCUCUGCACAUAACAAGGCCUGAGGUCUCAUAUUUUUAGAUGGUCUGCCAGAACAGGAAUCCUCCCAGGAUCCUCCCUUCAGAACAACACGCAACAUUCCUGUCUGAUGACUGAAAUCCACUGUCCAGUGUCCUUUGCUUUUAUGGUAGUAAAUAUGAUGCUCUGCCUGUCUGUAUCACUAUGUUUUUACUGUAUCUUUACACACUGUCACAUUGUAAAAUCCUGAGAGUAAAGGAAGAAAGCAGAGCUGCAUGUGUUACAGAAGGGAGUGUCUCAGAAAUAGAAGGAGUUAGGCCACAAUCUGAGAAUCAUAACCAUCACUGGAAGCAUGAUAAAAGGCAGCCUAUUAAUCAUGAGCCAUAAACGCUUUUGGCAGUGCCAGUGUGGCUUUGUACCCAUAACUUUCUUGUAACACUCCACAGCAGAAAGAGGAAUUUGAGGACACUUCCCCACGUUAAGAGGGAAGCCAUGCAAUUCCUAUCAGGCAUUUGAAACUUGAAAUCAGUUGAAGGAAAUACUUGCUUUAAAGAUAGUUUAUUGUUAUCUUAUUUACUUUUUUACUACCAUCAAAGCUUAAUAAGCCCAGACAGUUAUUACCUCCACAUGUUGUGCCUCUGUAUUCUUACUGGAUGCUGUACUAGUUGCUCAGGUGGAUGCAGGGAUAGAGAACGAAAGCAUGAGGUAUCACUCAUGUGUAUACAUCUAAAUAUGCAAGAUUGAGCUAAGCAGAUAAUGAAAAAAUACUAUUUAAGUAGGUCAUGUUCCAAUUUGGUUGACUGCCUUUCUCAAUUUUGCUUCAAACCCUGAAGACAGAGUAAUCCAUACACCACGGUAUGCUCAGUUACAGGAAGUGGUUUUCAUCCAAAAUAUGCUAGUUCUCCAAACUUGAAUGAUCUCUGCACUUUAUAUUCUUCAACAGCAUUGACAUCUCUCAGGAGGAAGACUGCAACAGAACUGAGAACAAAUUCUGCUGAGGUCUUAACUGUGUUUGUUGGUCUGACAUUUUCAGCAAGAGCAAGGUCAUUAGCAUCAUAUUCUCAAUACAAAUUUCAGCUCAGAACUGCAGUCUGGGGACAUAAAUUCUUCACAGUAAAAAUACCUUUUUCUGUUAAAUGAAGAUGAUUUGCUAGAUUGCACCUCAGUUUUCAAGUGUGUGAGAGAAUGUACAUGUCCUUUGAGUUAGCUAAACCAUUUAGGAGUCAGUUUAUUAAGCUAUUACAUUAACAUUCCAAAUAUUUUCAUUCAGAUUAAUAUCAUUCACAUUUUAUUAAAAGCUAAAGGUUUUAUUUUUAUGUAAAAUUUUGU
Apus apus (common swift) is the source of this 2204-nucleotide messenger RNA. It is a transcript of the gene CD86, whose product is annotated as CD86 molecule. Gene Ontology annotation, cellular component: external side of plasma membrane. Gene Ontology annotation, biological process: negative regulation of T cell proliferation; immune response; T cell costimulation. The coding region runs from base 1 to 846 and encodes 281 amino acids. The record is from RefSeq and is a predicted model, not a curated record. The transcript is spliced from 5 exons. NCBI's taxonomy places the organism in Eukaryota, Metazoa, Chordata, Aves, Apodiformes, Apodidae.